Molecule: messenger RNA, 1002 nt
Organism: Adineta ricciae
Lineage: Eukaryota; Metazoa; Rotifera; Eurotatoria; Adinetida; Adinetidae
Source: the annotation of a GenBank genome assembly
AUGGUGGUGAUAGAAGAGCUAAUUACAAUGGAUCGUUUUCUAACACACAUUCGUCCUCAAUCUUUAUUUUUACUUUCUCCAACACGUCGACUAUCCUCCUUUAAACCAAAUCCAUUUGAUUUAAAAGCACGUAUUGUCGGACGUAAAACACUUCGUGCUUUACUGGAUCUUGUCGAUCAAUUAGAUGGUUCUAAUUUAACAGCACAAGAAAAUUUAACAGUUCCACCUUUAGUUGUUGAUACAACAAACCCAUCACUGAGAGACCCUAAUCCACGUUUUCUAUUACCUGGACGUAUUGGACCAGAUCGUGCAUUGAAUCCUACUCCUCGUAAACCAAUACCGAAACUGGAUCCAAAAUUAUACGGUACCGAUGAUUCAAUCGCUCAAUUAAUGGGCGCACACAUGAAAUUAUCAUCACCAACAAACAAGAAUGAAUUUCUUUCGAGUUUGAUCACCAAUGAUAACUUAGAAAUUCGAGCAUUUGAUUGUCCAGCAUUAUUACGUUAUGAAUUACAUCGUUUAUUUUUGAAUUAUAAUGUUUUAAUGCAACCAUUAACAGCAAUAACAAUCAUAUUGAAGACAGAAUCUGAUAUGUCGGCAUGGUCGCCGAAAAUUGAAGAAGAACGAGAUGAAUUAAUUGGUCAGUUUAUCAAACUAGCACAUGAAAUGUGUGCUUAUCUUGGUACAAAACAAUACUGGGCUGAUUUCAUUGAUCCAUCGAGCGGUCGACCUUAUUAUGGUCCACAUACACCAGAUACAUUAUUUGAAACUGAUGAACGUUUUCGUUACUUUGGUGUCAAUAUCGUUGAUUUAGGUUGCUGUCGUGUUGUCGAACAUUUACAACAUGGCACACACGUCUUUGUUGGCUGUGUAUUUACUAGUGCAUUAAAGAGUGAUCCAGACGUUCAACAUAUUCUCAAAGAAUUUGUUGUUCCAUCAGGCAAAAGUUCAACAGUUGACGAAAGCAACGACAGUGAUUCCGUUUUGAAAACAGUCAAUUGA